CGCCGCGGCCGCUUCUCCCGGCCGCUGCUGCUGCCACCACUGUUGCUGCUACGGGCACCACGGAGUUGGUGCCCGGGGCCGGGGCGUACGUGCGCCUAGGGGACCGGCCCCGAUGAAGCGGAAGGAGAAGCGGCUCCUGCAGGCUGUGGCGUUGGGGCUGGCGGCCCUCGUCUUCCUGCCCAACGUGGGGCUGUGGGCUCUCUACCGGGAGAAGCAGUUGGAGGGCGGCCCCGGGGGUGCCGAGGCGGCCGCCAGAGAGGGGUUCGCCCAGGGACAACAAAGAAGACAAAGGAAGGACAUCUAUUUUGAAGAUGGUCAGAGGAGAAAAGACUGGCAUGAUAAAGAAGCAAUUAGGAAAGAUGCUGAGCGAAUAGGAAAUGGAGAACAAGGAAAGCCUUAUCCCAUAACAGAUGCAGAACGAGUGGACCAGGCAUACAGAGAAAAUGGAUUUAAUAUCUUUGUCAGUGAUAAAAUUGCUCUGAAUCGAUCCUUACCUGAUAUCCGGCACCCAAACUGCAACAGUAAACUGUAUCUAGAAAAGCUCCCCAAUACCAGCAUUAUCAUCCCAUUCCACAACGAAGGUUGGUCCUCUCUCUUGCGCACCGUCCAUAGUGUGCUGAACCGUUCUCCACCACAGCUGGUGGCUGAGAUCGUACUGGUGGAUGACUUCAGUGACCGAGAACAUCUGAAGAAGCGUUUGGAAGAUUACAUGGCCCAAUUUCCAAAUGUAAGAAUCCUCAGAACCAAGAAAAGGGAGGGACUCAUAAGGACUCGGAUGCUGGGGGCUUCAGUAGCCAUUGGAGAUGUCAUUACAUUUUUGGACUCACACUGUGAAGCUAACGUCAAUUGGCUACCACCUUUACUAGACCGCAUCGCUUCGAACCGAAAGACCAUCGUGUGCCCAAUGAUUGACGUGAUUGAUAAUGAUCACUUUGGGUAUAAGACACAGGCAGGAGAUGCUAUGCGGGGAGCAUUUGACUGGGAGAUGUAUUACAAGAGGAUUCCCAUUCCUCUGGAAUUGCAGAAAUCCGAUCCCAGUGAUCCAUUUGAGUCUCCUGUAAUGGCUGGAGGACUAUUUGCUGUGGAUCGAAAGUGGUUCUGGGAAUUGGGAGGGUACGAUCCUGGCCUGGAGAUCUGGGGUGGAGAACAGUAUGAAAUCUCCUUUAAGGUAUGGAUGUGUGGAGGCCGAAUGGAGGACAUUCCCUGUUCCAGAGUAGGUCACAUCUACAGGAAAUAUAUCCCCUACAAGAUCCCUACAGGAGUCAGCCUGGCCCGGAAUCUGAAACGAGUGGCAGAGGUGUGGAUGGAUGAAUAUGCAGAAUACAUUUACCAACGCCUUCCAGAAUACCGCCAUCUCUCCACAGGGGAUGUCACUGCCCAAAAGGAUCUCCGAAACCACUUAAACUGCAAAAGCUUCAAGUGGUUCAUGACUGAAAUUGCCUGGGAUCUGCCUAGGUAUUAUCCUCCAGUGGAGCCUGCAGCAGCUGCCUGGGGAGAGAUCCGCAAUGUAGGAACCCAGCUGUGUAUAGGCACAAAACAUGGUGCCCCGGGUUCCCCUCUGAGAUUAGAAAGCUGCGUCAAAGGCCGAGCGGAGGCAGCAUGGAGUAAUGUGCAGGUGUUUACCUUCAGUUGGAGAGAAGAUAUCCGUCCUGGAGAUCCCCAACACACCAAGAAGUUUUGUUUCGACACUAUCUCCCACAGCAGUCCUGUGACACUCUAUGAUUGUCAUGGCAUGAAAGGAAACCAGCUUUGGAAAUAUGUAAAUGACAAGACUCUAUAUCAUCCUGUCAGUGGUAGCUGUAUGGACUGUACUGAGAGUGAUCACAGGGUCUUCAUGAAUACUUGCAACCCAUCAUCUCCCACACAGCAAUGGAUAUUUCAGUACACAAACUCAACUGUCCUGGAAAAAUUCAACAAGAACUCUGACCUAUAAUCAUAGCAAAUAACUAUGUGUGCCUGUGUGU
Molecule: messenger RNA, 1964 nt
Organism: Antechinus flavipes (yellow-footed antechinus)
Lineage: Eukaryota; Metazoa; Chordata; Mammalia; Dasyuromorphia; Dasyuridae
Gene: GALNT10
Product: polypeptide N-acetylgalactosaminyltransferase 10
Exons: 12
Coding region: 113-1933 (606 amino acids)
Cellular component (GO): Golgi apparatus
Source: RefSeq, a predicted model, not a curated record